Messenger RNA from Sinocyclocheilus grahami, 1639 nucleotides. RefSeq lists its product as uncharacterized. The coding region runs from base 158 to 1639 and encodes 493 amino acids. The transcript has 4 exons. The record is from RefSeq and is a predicted model, not a curated record. NCBI's taxonomy places the organism in Eukaryota, Metazoa, Chordata, Actinopteri, Cypriniformes, Cyprinidae.
AGCGGAAGUCACGUGACUCAAAGUGAAACCGAAAGCGACCCGAAGACUGGAUCGACGCCAUUUUAGAUGAGUCGAGAUCAACGAUGUCUUCGCAUGUUACGGCCUGAAAUCAAGUUUCUUAUCUAGGAAGAAGAGAAGCAGAAGAACAGCAUGUAAAAUGAGUGUGUAUGAGGAGAGAAAUCAGGAGGCUCCUGUUGACACUCAGAGAGCAGCGUCUCCAGGAUUCAGCUGUGUAUCUAUGAAGAGUAACAACUCCAUGUUUGAGCCCCCUAAUCUCAGUGAUGUUGACGCUCAGAGAGCAGCAUCUCCAGGAUUCAGCUGUGUGUCUAUGAAGAGUAACAACUCCAUGUUUGAGCCCCCUAAUCUCAGUGAUGUUGACGCUCAGAGAGCAGCAUCUCCAGGAUUCAGCUGUGUGUCUAUGAAGAGUAACAACUCCAUGUUUGAGCCCCCUAAUCUCAGUGAUGUUGACGCUCAGAGAGCAGCAUCUCCAGGAUUCAGCUGUGUGUCUAUGAAGAGUAACAACUCCAUGUUUGAGCCCCCUAAUCUCAGUGAUGUUGACGCUCAGAGAGCAGCAUCUCCAGGAUUCAGCUGUGUGUCUAUGAAGAGUAACAACUCCAUGUUUGAGCCCCCUAAUCUCAGUGAUGUUGACGCUCAGAGAGCAGCAUCUCCAGGAUACAGCGGUGUGUCUAUGAAGAGUAACAACUCCAUGUUUGAGCCCCCUAAUCUCAGUGAUGUUGACGCUCAGAGAGCAGCAUCUCCAGGAUUCAGCUGUGUGUCUAUGAAGAGUAACAACUCCAUGUUUGAGCCCCCUAAUCUCAGUGAUGUUGACGCUCAGAGAGCAGCAUCUCCAGGAUUCAGCUGUGUGUCUAUGAAGAGUAACAACUCCAUGUUUGAGCCCCCUAAUCUCAGUGAUGUUGACGCUCAGAGAGCAGCAUCUCCAGGAUUCAGCUGUGUGUCUAUGAAGAGUAACAACUCCAUGUUUGAGCCCCCUAAUCUCAGUGAUGUUGACGCUCAGAGAGCAGCAUCUCCAGGAUUCAGCUGUGUGUCUAUGAAGAGUAACAACUCCAUGUUUGAGCCCCCUAAUCUCAGUGAUGGAGCUGCUGUUACCUUUGACCCUGUUAUCAUCAGCAGGAAGAGAAAGAGAGCAGCUUCUCCACUGCAGCCCCCUGAUCUCAGUGAUGGAUCAGUGCCCUUUGAUACUGUUGGUUGGAGCGCUGACCAGAACAGAUAUGUGACCUUUCAGACCUUCACAUCCUCCUACUGUCAGAACCACAUCAAUCAUCAUGACACAGAAGCAGAUCUGCAGCUUUAUUCUCACCGACCAGUGCAUGAUGAUCUGCAGAGAGUCAAAGACCAGCACAAAACCAGCAUGAAGAACAAGUAUGAGAGCGUAUUUGAAGGAGUCAAACUACAAGAGAAUCAAACUCUCCUGAACCAGAUUUACACACAGCUGUACAUCAUCGAGGGAGAGAGUGAAGGAGUGAAUGAAGAACAUGAGGUGCUACAGAUGGAGAAAAGUUACAGGACACUCCAAGACACUCCAAUCAACUGCAAUGACAUCUUUAAUCCUUCACCUGAACCAGGAUAUGAGGAGAAGAGAAGAGAGAAGAAAGACAAAAUAAAGACGCCAAUCAGCUGA